Penicillium cosmopolitanum is the source of this 399-nucleotide messenger RNA. RefSeq lists its product as uncharacterized. The record is from RefSeq and is a predicted model, not a curated record. Lineage: Eukaryota; Fungi; Ascomycota; Eurotiomycetes; Eurotiales; Aspergillaceae. The transcript is spliced from 2 exons. Bases 1 to 399 code for a protein of 132 amino acids.
AUGCAGAUCCUAAACCAAAUGAGACUCACACGAGGCGCGCCAACAAGCCUGUUGGUAAGUCGCUGCCGCCAAGACAGUAUGGCCCGCACUACAAGAUCAGCUAUCUUCCUUCAACACGAGUCCAAGGGUAUGGCAACCAACACAAAGGAUCAUGAACAUGAUACCAAAAGGUCAUCGAAAGCCGAUCCAAACCAAGAAGAUUCGAACAGCAAAGUUAAAUAUAAACUGCCCAUGCCGUCCUCCGUAGCUGAUGAAACCAAAAGUCAUGAUGAAUACUACAGCCUCAAAAUGCACCGUGAAGGACCUAAUACCGAGAGUGGCGAAUUGGACUCUAAAUCAAAAUCGAAAGAAGUCAAGGACCAUAAUAAAGCCAUGGGUAGCCGUUAUGAUAAGCGCUAA